UUUAUAAAUCGCAACUAAUAACCUUACUUUUGGUAGUUCAUCUGUUUGAUUAUCAUUAGUUUAUUUAUAAAGUUUAACUAAAAUAUUCGUAAUUAGUACGAAAUAUUCAUAAAUAAAGUCCAAAUAUUAGAUAGAACUAUGGCUAAACCCGCUCCAAAAGCUGGCAAGAAAACUAAUGAAGAGAUCUUCGCGGGAUUUCAGAAUCUUCGUGCGGAACAAAGACAGCUCGCAAAUAAAAUAUCUGAAUUGGAAAUGGACCUAAAUGAACACAAGAUAGUAAUAGAGACCCUCAAAGGCGUAGACACGAGUCGCAAAUGUUUUCGAAUGAUCGGCGGGGUGCUGGUGGAGCGCACGGUUGCAGAGGUACUGCCAGAGUUGGAGAGCAACCGGGAGCGGCUGCCAGCCGCUCUGGAGGCGCUUCACAAACAAUUGUCAGAGAAGGGCCAAGAGAUUAAUGAGUACAUAGAGACACACGACAUCAGGGUACAGCGCGGCGACCGCGCGCCCUCCGAGGCGCCCGAACAACCUGCGGCCAAGUCCAAUGUGCUGGUUGCCAGUAACUGAUAGCAAUACUUAGCUACAUAAGUUUGUCAAGAAUUUUAGCUGGGACUGAUUGACAUAAAGAGCUAACUUGAUGACUACAAUUUACAAAACAUACAAGCAGUGCUUGUACCUAAUACUGUGCUAGAAAGUAGUCAAUGCUCAUAUUGAACUGUAGAAAAAGUUCUACAUCAUGAUCAGCACAGCUUGUUAUCACUCAUGCCCUAAUAUUUUUUGCUUGCAUUUUUAAGUUUGCCUGAAAGGAUAAUCCCAUCUCAAAUAAGAUAAUUUAACUACCUAGAUAGUUUAUCAAUAAAUUGUAUGUGGUUAUGAAAUCAAAACACAUGUAUUUUUUAAACAAAAUAUUUAAGUUUAUAUUUGUAAAGUCAAUAUAAAGGUAAUAAUAUAAACUUACAGUUUCCUAACAAAAUACAACAAUUUGCUUUCACAGCUAAUUAAUCUGAACAUACAUUAAAUUAAACUUACUUAUUUAUAACAACCCAUGGAAAAAAAAUAUGUUUAUUAAUAAAUGUUGUGUAAAUAA
Molecule: messenger RNA, 1084 nt
Organism: Pectinophora gossypiella (pink bollworm)
Lineage: Eukaryota; Metazoa; Arthropoda; Insecta; Lepidoptera; Gelechiidae
Gene: Pfdn2
Product: prefoldin subunit 2
Exons: 2
Coding region: 139-564 (141 amino acids)
Biological process (GO): protein folding
Cellular component (GO): cytoplasm; prefoldin complex
Molecular function (GO): protein folding chaperone
Source: RefSeq, a predicted model, not a curated record